CGCUCGCCGCGCACCGCCGCCUGCAGCAGCAGCCGCCCCGGGGGGCCCGCGCCGCCGCGCCGCCAGCAACAACAGCCGUAGCGGGAGAAGGGGACGCCGUGCGGGGGUUAUGCAAUGGUCUCUGCAAGAUGGCUUGUUCUUGAGUUGGAGCUUUUUAAAACAAACAUAUGCUGGUACUUCAACUUUAUUAAGCGGACUAUAAUUUCUUCUCUCACAACAACUACAUAAGCAGACAAAAUUGCAAAGAUCUGCCCUGUUUCGAGUAUGACAGCCACGACCCGUGGCUCUCCGGUAGGAGGGAAUGAUAGCCAGGGCCAGGCUCCUGAUGGACAGUCUCAGCCUCCCCUCCAACAGAAUCAGACAUCUUCACCUGAAUCUUCCAAUGAGAAUUCCCCAGCUACUCCACCUGAUGAGCAGGGUCAAGGGGAUGCCCCACCCCAGCUUGAAGAUGAGGAGCCUGCAUUUCCCCACACAGACCUGGCAAAGCUGGAUGACAUGAUCAACAGGCCUCGAUGGGUUGUUCCUGUGUUGCCGAAAGGAGAAUUAGAAGUUCUUCUAGAAGCUGCUAUUGACCUUAGUAAAAAAGGCCUUGACAUUAAAAGCGAAGCAUGUCAGCGAUUUUUUCGAGAUGGGCUAACAAUAUCUUUCACAAAAAUCCUUACAGAUGAGGCAGUGAGCGGUUGGAAGUUUGAAAUUCAUAGGUGUAUUAUCAACAACACUCAUCGCCUAGUAGAGCUUUGCGUGGCCAAGCUAUCCCAAGAUUGGUUUCCUCUUCUUGAACUUCUUGCCAUGGCCUUAAAUCCUCAUUGCAAAUUCCAUCUCUACAAUGGUACACGUCCCUCUGAAACAGUUCCUGCAGGAGUUCAGCUGGCUGAGGAUGAACUUUAUGCCCGACCACCUGACCCUCGAUCACCAAAGGGUUGGCUAGUAGAUCUCAUCAACAAGUUUGGCACGUUAAAUGGGUUUCAGAUCCUGCAUGAUCGUUUUAUGAGUGGAUCAGCAUUGAAUGUCCAAAUAAUUGCAGCUCUCAUCAAACCAUUUGGACAAUGCUAUGAGUUUCUAACGCUACAUACAGUGAAGAAAUACUUCCUUCCAAUUAUAGAAAUGGUUCCACAGUUUUUAGAAAACUUAACUGAUGAUGAACUGAAAAAAGAAGCAAAGAAUGAAGCCAAAAAUGAUGCUUUGUCAAUGAUAAUCAAAUCUCUAAAGAACUUAGCUUCAAGAGUCCCAGGGCAAGAAGAAACUGUAAAAAACUUAGAAAUAUUUAGGUUAAAAAUGAUACUUAGAUUGUUACAAAUUUCUUCUUUCAAUGGUAAAAUGAAUGCACUAAAUGAAGUUAACAAGGUGAUAUCUAGUGUGUCAUAUUAUACUCAUCGGCAUGGUAAUCCUGAAGAAGAGGAAUGGCUUACAGCAGAAAGAAUGGCAGAAUGGAUCCAACAGAAUAAUAUUUUGUCAAUUGUGUUACGAGAUAGUCUUCAUCAACCUCAAUACGUAGAAAAGUUAGAGAAGAUUCUUCGGUUUGUCAUCAAAGAAAAAGCCUUAACUUUGCAAGAUCUUGACAACAUUUGGGCAGCACAGGCAGGAAAACAUGAAGCCAUUGUAAAGAAUGUACAUGACCUCCUUGCAAAGCUGGCUUGGGAUUUCUCUCCUGAACAACUUGAUCACCUGUUUGAUUGUUUUAAGGCAAGUUGGACAAACGCAAGCAAAAAACAACGUGAAAAAUUACUUGAGUUAAUCCGUCGUCUUGCAGAAGAUGACAAGGAUGGUGUGAUGGCACACAAAGUAUUGAAUCUUCUGUGGAAUUUGGCACAUAGUGAUGAUGUACCUGUUGAUAUCAUGGACCAGGCUCUUAGUGCCCAUAUUAAAAUCUUAGAUUACAGCUGUUCACAGGAUCGGGAUACCCAAAAGAUACAGUGGAUAGAUCGUUUUAUAGAAGAGCUUCGCACAAAUGAUAAAUGGGUCAUUCCUGCACUGAAACAAAUAAGAGAAAUUUGUAGUUUGUUUGGUGAAGCACCACAAAAUUUGAGCCAAACUCAGCGAAGUCCACAUGUGUUUUACCGCCAUGAUUUAAUCAAUCAACUUCAGCACAAUCAUGCCCUAGUUACUCUGGUUGCAGAAAAUCUUUCUGCGUAUAUGGAAAGCAUGAGACAGUAUGCUAAAGAGCAUGGAGAAUAUGAUCCACAAACUGUAAGACCAGGAAGCAGAUACAGUCAUGUACAAGAAGUACAAGAGCGACUUAACUUCCUACGAUUUUUAUUGAAGGAUGGUCAGCUGUGGCUCUGUGCCCCUCAGGCGAAGCAAAUAUGGAAGUGUUUAGCUGAAAAUGCAGUUUAUCUUUGUGAUCGUGAAGCCUGUUUUAAAUGGUAUUCCAAACUAAUGGGGGAUGAACCAGACUUAGACCCUGACAUUAAUAAGGACUUCUUUGAAAAUAACGUGCUUCAGCUGGAUCCUUCCCUAUUAACAGAAAAUGGAAUGAAAUGUUUUGAACGUUUCUUCAAAGCUGUGAACUGUCGAGAAGGGAAAUUAGUAGCAAAGAGACGAGCCUAUAUGAUGGAUGAUUUGGAAUUAAUAGGAUUAGACUACCUUUGGAGGGUUGUGAUUCAGGGAAAUGAUGACAUUGCCAACAGAGCAAUAGAUCUGCUUAAAGAGAUCUACACUAAUCUUGGUCCAAGGUUACAAGUUAAUCAGGUGGUGAUCCAUGAAGACUUCAUUCAGUCCUGCUUCGACCGUUUAAAGGCCUCCUAUGAUACAUUGUGUGUUUUGGAUGGAGAUAAAGACAGUAUUAACUGUGCAAGGCAAGAAGCAAUACGAAUGGUGCGAGUGCUGACUGUUUUAAGAGAAUAUAUAAAUGAAUGCGACAGUGAUUACCAUGAAGAGAGGACAAUUUUACCUAUGUCAAGAGCUUUUCGUGGUAAGCAUAUCACACUGGUAGUUCGUUUUCCAAACCAAGGUCGUCAGGUUGAAGACUUGGAUAUUUGGUCUCAUACAAAUGACACAAUUGGUUCAGUGCGGCGUUGUAUUCUCAACCGUAUUAAAGCCAACAGUGCACAUACAAAAGUGGAACUGUUUAUUGGUGGUGAGCUGGUAGAUCCUGCAGAUGAUAGGAAGUUAAUUGGGCAAUUGAAUCUCAAGGAUAAAACGCUAAUUACAGCUAAACUUACACAGAUAAGUUCCAAUAUGCCUUCAAGUCCAGAUAGCUCUUCUGACUCUUCAACUGGUUCACCUGGCAACCAUGGCAAUCACUACAGUGAUGGUCCAAACCCUGAAGUUGAAAGCUGUUUGCCUGGAGUGAUCAUGUCACUGCAUCCUAGAUAUAUCUCAUUCCUUUGGCAAGUUGCAGACUUGGGCAGUAGCCUAAGUAUGCCACCUCUAAGAGAUGGAGCACGUGUCCUUAUGAAACUCAUGCCCCCAGAUAACACUACAGUAGAGAAACUAAGAGCAAUUUGCUUGGACCAUGCAAAACUUGGUGAAAGCAGCCUUAGUCCAUCCCUUGAUUCUCUUUUCUUUGGCCCUUCUGCCUCACAAGUGCUAUAUCUAACAGAGGUGGUCUAUGCCUUGUUAAUGCCUGCCAAUACACCUCUGGGAGAAGAUGCCAGUGACUUCCAAUACAACAUCUUAAAAAGCGGUGGUUUGCCUCUUGUGUUGAGCAUGCUGACUAGAAAUAACUUCCUGCCAAAUGCAGAUAUGGAAACUCGCAGGGGUGCCUAUCUUAAUGCUCUAAAAAUAGCCAAACUGUUACUAACAGCAGUUGGCUAUGGUCACGUUCGAGCCGUGGCAGAAGCUUGUCAACCAGCUGUAGAGGGUACAAGCCCAAUCUCACCGAUAAAUCAGGCUACUCAUGACCAGGCAGUGGUGCUACAAAAUGCCCUACAGAACAUUCCCAAUCCAACUUCAGAAUGCAUGCUAAGAAAUGUAGCAAUACGUCUUGCACAGCAAAUAUCUGAUGAGGCUUCAAAAUACAUCCCUGAUAUCUGUGUUAUUAGAGCAGUGCAGAAAAUUGUAUGGGCAUCAGGGUGUGGAUCAGUACAGCUGGUGUUCAGUUCAAAUGAGGAGAUUAGUAAAAUUUAUGAAAAGACAAAUGCAGGCAAUGAACCCGACAUGGAAGAUGAGCAAGUUUGCUGUGAAGCACUGGAGGUGAUGACCCUGUGUUUUGCUUUGAUUCCAACCGCAUUGGACGCACUUAGUAAAGAAAAGGCAUGGCAGACAUUUAUCAUUGACUUACUGUUGCACUGUCACAGCAAAACUGUUCGUCAGAUGGCACAGGAGCAGUUCUUUUUAAUGGCUACCAGGUGUUGCAUGGGACAUAGACCUCUACUUUUCUUCAUUACUCUGCUGUUUACUGUACUAGGGAGUACUGCAAGAGAGCGAGCUAAACACUCAGGAGACUACUUCACUCUGUUAAGACAUCUUCUCAACUAUGCUUACAAUAGUAAUAUUAAUGUGCCCAAUGCUGAAGUUCUACUUAAUAAUGAAAUUGACUGGCUUAAAAGGAUCAGGGAUGAAGUGAAAAGAACAGGAGAAACUGGUGUUGAAGAGACUAUCUUAGAAGGCCACCUUGGAGUAACAAAAGAAUUAUUGUCAUUCCAAACCCCUGAAAAAAAAUACCAUAUUGGUUGUGAAAAGGGAGGUGCUAAUCUCAUUAAAGAAUUGAUAGAUGAUUUCAUCUUUCCAUCUUCUAAUGUUUAUUUACAAUACAUGAGAAAUGGAGAAUUGCCUGCUGAGCAGGCCAUACCAGUGUGUAGUUCACCAGCUACCAUUAAUGCUGGUUUUGAGCUGCUGGUUGCAUUGGCAGUGGGAUGUGUCCGAAACCUGAAACAGAUAGUAGACACCUUGACUGAAAUGUAUUACAUUGGUACAGCAAUAACUACUUGUGAAGCGCUUACAGAAUGGGAAUAUCUACCCCCAGUUGGGCCUCGGCCGCCAAAGGGAUUUGUAGGCUUAAAAAAUGCUGGUGCCACUUGCUACAUGAAUUCUGUCAUUCAGCAACUAUACAUGAUUCCAGCCAUCAGGAAUGGGAUUCUUGCAAUUGAAGGCACAGGCAGUGAUGUAGAUGAUGAUAUGUCUGGAGAUGAGAAACAGGACAAUGAGAGCAAUGUUGAUCCACGGGAUGAUGUGUUUGGCUAUCCACAUCAGUAUGAAGACAAACCAGCAUUAAGUAAAACGGAAGAUAGGAAAGAAUACAAUAUUGGAGUUCUGAGACAUCUCCAAGUCAUUUUUGGCCAUUUGGCAGCUUCUAGACUACAGUACUAUGUACCAAGGGGGUUUUGGAAACAAUUCAGACUUUGGGGUGAACCUGUAAAUCUACGUGAACAACACGAUGCUUUAGAAUUUUUUAAUUCCUUGGUGGAUAGUUUAGAUGAAGCAUUAAAAGCUUUGGGCCAUCCGGCUAUGUUAAGUAAGGUUUUGGGAGGGUCCUUUGCUGAUCAGAAAAUUUGUCAAGGAUGCCCACAUAGGUACGAAUGUGAAGAAUCUUUUACAACCCUGAAUGUAGAUAUUCGAAAUCACCAAAACUUGCUUGAUUCUUUGGAACAGUAUGUCAAGGGAGACUUAUUGGAAGGUGCAAAUGCAUAUCAUUGUGAAAAAUGCAAUAAAAAGGUUGAUACGGUCAAGCGCCUGUUGAUUAAGAAGUUGCCUCCAGUUCUCGCUAUCCAGUUAAAACGUUUCGACUAUGACUGGGAAAGGGAGUGUGCAAUCAAAUUCAAUGAUUACUUUGAAUUUCCGCGAGAGCUGGACAUGGAGCCUUAUACAGUGGCAGGGGUAGCUAAAUUGGAGGGAGAUGAUGUAAAUCCUGAAAAUCAGUUGAUACAAAAUGAACAGUCAGAAAAUGAGCACUCUGGGAGCACUAAAUACCGGCUUGUUGGUGUACUAGUACACAGUGGUCAGGCCAGUGGUGGACAUUAUUACUCUUACAUUAUCCAGAGGAAUGGUGGAGAUGGUGAGAAAAAUCGAUGGUAUAAAUUUGAUGAUGGAGAUGUAACUGAGUGUAAAAUGGAUGAUGAUGAAGAAAUGAAAAAUCAGUGUUUUGGUGGGGAAUACAUGGGAGAAGUAUUUGAUCAUAUGAUGAAACGUAUGUCCUACAGACGCCAGAAGAGGUGGUGGAAUGCUUACAUUCUUUUUUAUGAACGUAUGGACACAAUAGACAAAGACAAUGAACUAAUAAAAUAUAUUUCAGAACUUGCUGUUGCCACUAAACCCCACCAGAUUAAAAUGCCAUCAGCCAUUGAGCGAAGUGUACGGAAACAGAAUGUCCAGUUCAUGCAUAACCGGAUGCAGUACAGUCUAGAAUAUUUCCAAUUUAUAAAGAAACUACUUACUUGUAACAGUGUCUACUUAAAUCCUCCUCCAGGACAAGAUCAUCUGUUGCCUGAAGCAGAAGAAAUAACUAUGAUUAGUAUUCAGCUUGCUGCUAGAUUUCUCUUCACCACAGGAUUUCACACAAAGAAAAUAGUCCGUGGCCCUGCUAGUGAUUGGUAUGAUGCAUUAUGCAUUCUUCUUCGUCACAGCAAGAAUGUACGCUUUUGGUUUGCACACAAUGUCCUUUUUAAUGUUUCAAACCGCUUCUCUGAGUAUCUUUUGGAAUGCCCUAGUGCUGAAGUGAGAGGGGCAUUUGCAAAACUUAUAGUAUUUAUUGCACAUUUUUCAUUGCAAGAUGGGCCAUGUCCUUCACCUUUUGCCUCUCCUGGACCUUCUAGUCAGGCAUAUGACAACUUAAGUUUGAGCGAUCACUUGCUGAGGGCGGUACUAAAUCUCCUUAGAAGGGAAGUGUCUGAGCAUGGGCGUCAUUUGCAACAGUAUUUCAAUCUGUUUGUGAUGUAUGCCAAUUUAGGUGUAGCAGAGAAGACACAGCUUCUGAAAUUAAAUGUACCUGCAACAUUCAUGCUUGUGGCUCUGGAUGAAGGCCCAGGUCCUCCAAUUAAGUAUCAGUAUGCUGAACUGGGCAAAUUGUAUACUGUAGUGUCACAACUAAUCCGCUGUUGCAAUGUGUCAUCACGCAUGCAGUCUUCUAUCAAUGGUAAUCCCCCACUUGCCAACCCAUAUGGUGAUCCUAAUUUAUCACAACCUAUAAUGGCACUUCAGCAGAAUGUGGCAGACAUUCUGUUUGUACGAACCAGUUACGUGAAGAAGAUUAUUGAAGACUGCAGUAAUUCAGAAGAGACCAUCAAAUUGCUUCGUUUUUGCUGUUGGGAGAAUCCUCAGUUCUCUUCAACUGUCCUCAGUGAACUUCUCUGGCAGGUUGCAUAUUCAUAUACUUAUGAACUUCGACCUUAUUUGGAUCUGCUUUUACAAAUCUUGUUAAUUGAGGACUCUUGGCAAACUCACAGGAUUCACAAUGCACUUAAAGGAAUCCCAGAUGACAGGGAUGGGCUAUUUGACACCAUUCAGCGUUCAAAGAACCAUUAUCAGAAAAGAGCCUACCAGUGCAUAAAGUGCAUGGUAGCCCUUUUCAGCAACUGUCCUGUAGCCUACCAAAUACUGCAGAGCAAUGGAGAUUUGAAGAGAAAAUGGACCUGGGCAGUAGAAUGGCUUGGAGAUGAGCUUGAGCGUAGACCAUACACUGGCAAUCCCCAGUACACGUAUAAUAAUUGGUCUCCACCAGUUCAGAGCAAUGAAACAUCGAAUGGUUACUUCUUGGAGAGAUCACACAGUGCUAGAAUAACCCUUGCAAAGGCUUGCGAACUCUGCCCAGAGGAGGAACCAGAUGACCCAGAUGCUCCGGACGAACAUGAGUCCUCUCCACCAGAAGAUGCCCCAUUGUAUCCCCACUCACCUGGUUCCCAAUAUCAACAGAAUAACCAUGUGCAUGGACAGCCGUAUACAGGCCCUGCAGCACAUCAUAUGAACAAUCCUCAGCGAACUGGCCAACGAGCACAAGAUAAUUAUGAAGGCAGUGAAGAAGUUCCCCCGCCUCAGACAAAAGAUUAGUGAAAUGCACAUAAUCAAUUAACUUGCUCCAUCAAGACUGUGCACCCAGGCCUUACAGUCCAACCUUUCUCUGUGUCUGGCUAAUAUUUAAAACUAGAAAAACUAUUCCUAAUCAACAUGGAGUGGAGAGUCUAUUCACUGUCUUAUCUGCAGAAAAUUGCUGUCAAUAUAUAACCCGCCUGCAGUGGAAAGUGUAUAGUGUUUUGUAAUAAAUGGCCUGAUGCUAAUGUGUAAAUGGCAAAGGUGUAUAUAGUAUAUUAAUGUUUGACUGUUAAUUCUUAAGCAAGAAACAUUUUUUUUGUCUUGAUGAGACUCACAGAUCUACGAAAACAAAAAUUAAUUUCUUGAUAUAUCCGCUGCGCUCUGCAACCAGUGUUGCCUGCCUCAUGGCAGUUGGAUCAACUCCUUUAUGAAAAAGCCUGUCCAUGUCAACCACAAAAAUAGUUUCAUGUUAAUUCUUUGCCACUGGAGUCGAUUUUACUAUGAGCAACGUAAUGGCUGGUAACCUUUUAAUUAUUUGGUUGAUGUGGAAAAUUGGUGAUGUAACAUUGUUUCUAGAUCUUUUUUCAUUGCCUUUUUCAUUCUGGUAUUAGGUUAAUCACUUUGAAGCUAUAGUUAUGCUGUAACAUUUAGCAUGGCUUCACACCAGGUUAGUGUAGCCAAUGAGGGAAAGGAAAAAAAAAACCAUGACAGCAGUUGUCCCAAAGCGACAACUGUAUUGCUCGGAGCUUUCUCUUCUUACACCUAGACUAUAAAAAGGGGGGGAAACCGUGACAAACAAAAAGGUUUUCAGUUGCACAUAUGUUCCUCACAUCUGAUGUUUGACAGUUCUGUCUCUGGGUGGGAUAAAGAACACUUAGUUUUCAGUAAUAGGAAUUUAAAAGAUUUAAAACAAAUAUGCAAAAAUUUGCUAUGCCAGGAUGCCUGGAGCAUAAUAGACUGUAUUUGGUGUGCUUGUUUUGUUUCUUUGGUAGAGCUUAUUAGAUAAACUUCUAACACUUUCCUUCUACUGCAUCCCAGUGAAGUGGAAGUCAACAAAAUCACACAGUACUUGUGAGUGCCACUGCACCAAGUUAACUUGCUGGUUUUCUGCUCAUUCACAGUUCUACUUGAAAGCAGGAAUUGUCUUAGCUCUUUAUCCAUUAUACAAGAAAUCUUAACGUUAGAAGCAGGGUUUAAUUAUAAAAGAAACUACUGGUUAGUCAAAUACAAUUCUGAGGUAUCUAUUCCAGAAUAACAUUUGUUUAAAGUCUUCAAGAAACGCAUCAGUAAAUACUGUAUUUAAAUGAAAAUUGGUAACUUGAAUGUGUGUAAUUUUUUUGGAACCUGUCUAAACCAAAUACCCCUGCAAGACAGAUACAGCCCACCCUAUACUAUUUAAAUAUUUUGCUGUUUUAUUUUAUAGAAAUUAUUUUGCUGAAUUCACAAAUAGAAUUUGAUUUAAGAAGAAUGUUUUGUCCUGUGGUGUGUUUUUUGUUUUGUUUUUUUUAAAUGGACUGCGCAGAACGUUGAAUUCUGUGCAAUGGCACCAUGCUGAAUUCUGGAACUUCAGUCACAUUGAGAAUUCUGUGCACAAAAAAAUUGGCCCCUGACUUAAGAAUAAAAAAUUAGGACAAUUACACUGUAAAAGUUUCUUAAUGUGAUUUAUCUUGUACUUUUUGUAUGUUUUUAUAUAUACAUAUAUAUAUUUAAUGAGCACAAGCUUUGAUGGUGUUUUUUACAACUGAGUUGAUAGAAACAAAGCUGCUUAUCAAACUAAAGGUCUGUAGUUUUAAAAUGAACAAAGGAAAAAUUAAUCACCAGUGCAUUUUUAUGCAUUUAGUGUAAUAAGGAAGGGGUGUAGAUAAGAUUUUUGAAUAUUUUAUGUAGCAGUGAUCAUCACUUUUAUGCUUCCAUGUUUUCUCUAGUGCUCAACAGUUUAAUUCAGACUCAUGGUUUUUUUAGUAAUACUAUCUUACCUGGACUUGCUAAAUUUGGUUGAAAUUUUCCCAUGCCAGUUUGGGAAUUAAUAUUGGAAGUUUUAACGCAAAGCAUUAGCCUGCGUAUUAGAAUUGAAGUAGUUCAUAUUUAUUUGGACCAGUAAUUAUUGUUAAAUGCUCCAUCUCAAAGGUGAUUAUGUAUUUUUUACUAUUCAGGAAAAAAAUAUGUAAUGUGCUAGUUCAGCCUUGCCAAAUGUGUUUGAUUUUUUUUUUAACAGUGCAAUGAUUGUAGAGACAUGUAAAACCUGUGACAUUUUAAGGAUGUGAGUUUUUGUUUGUUUUUUUUUUUUCUCCUUCCCUGAAAUAGGGAUUUAUGACUUUGGCAAUGAAUUUUCAGGGGACAAGCUGUGAGGGUAUUGUGCGUCUCUGUUGCUUUAAAGAAGGCUGGCUGAUGUUACAGCUUUUCAACAGAGAUGGCUACGCAAAAAAAAGGUGUAGUGGGACAGAGAAAUACUUUUUUCACUCUGGGCAAAACGGUUUCAAAACUGUUUAAUAAACAUUGUGCUAGAAAAAAGUUUAAUAUGCCUGUUACUGUCACAGCAUUAUUGCAGUGAUCAUUUUCUAGCUAUAUACAGUACCUCAGUCUUGAUGGCACACUAAAAUACAAGUCCUCGAAGUGCCUAAAGAUUUAACCCCCCCCUUUAAUUUUUAUUUGUAUUUUCUUUUUAGAAAAGUUCCUAGAAAAUCUCUGGUCUUCCAUAAAAUGAUCCAAUAAAUAAUAAAGCAGUUUCUCAUUUUCCUGACAAUUUGACAUUAAAUGCAUACAAAUUGAACAUUUAUAGGUAAUGAUAUGUGGUUUUACUCUUGAAAAGUAUAUGUAUAAAUAGCUGUACCUUACCCAAAAUAACUUGUCCCUCUAUGUAUUUGGAUUCAUGGUUGUUGCCUUUAGUGACUAAAGUAAGUUUUGGAUACUUGUUUCUUGUUAGUGCUGCAGAAGCAGCACAGUUGUGUGAGACAGGAAUUCUAGUCCUACUUAUGCAUCAAUAAAAGUACUAAGUUCUAAUUACAGAGCUAAUGAGCUGCUUCUGUGUAAACCCAAGGGUGAAAUUAAGUUUGUAUAAAGUUCCGUGAGGGCAUACUUUUUACAUGUGAAUUUGUAGUACUUGUGAUGAUGCAAAAGGAGGAAAACACCUAAUUGGACUGGAGAUUUCUGACUGAGUUCAUAGGCCUGGCACCUCAGGAGGAAGGAAUUAAACACCUUUGUAAAACAAUGUAUUGUUGAGAUUGAGACAAACAUGCUAUUCCCUCUGGAGGUGUGUAGGUAGUUUUUAGAGUGAAAGAGCCAAACUAAAAACAUUGAGUUAAGGUUACUAUUAUUUGCCUUCUCAAUCACCCUGUUGUGCCUGCUGUGUGUGCUUCAUUGCAUGUGCUAUGGAAAAGCAGUUACUAUUGCAGAACCCUCUGACAAAUUCCUAUAGUCCUGCAGAGAACCAGGUUUGUUAUCCUGCCAAAGCUAAAUGGGCUGAAAUUGAGCCACCAUACCAAUUUAUUUAAUUCUUUUUUUGGUUUUUAUAUUGUGAAUACUUUUUUUCUACCUCUCAGAAUCCUUUGCCAGCAAUAAAACAUGCUGGUAACCAUAUAUCCAAGCAAAAUUAUUCAACAUGUUAUAGUGUGUUUUCCUUGUCUUUGUAACUCCUGCUAACAUUAAUUUUAGUACCCGAGUGCUGCAGUUUUGCAAUGCUGGCAUUAUGUUAAAAACAAGUUAGAAAAAUGUCCUGUUAAACUUUUAAUAAAUAAAGGGAGAAAUGUGAUAUGAGGAAAUUCCUAGAGUAACUGUUAGGUAACUAAAUAUUUUUUUCACUUACAGUAAAACUAAAUUAGGCCAUAUUUCAGUAAACAUCAUCUUGAAAGCAGAUUUCCAUUGAUGCUGUGGGCUGAAGUAGAUAAAUUAUUUUGCCAGAGAUGGGGCUCUUCCCUUUGACUUCACAUCUCUUGAAUCAGCCAAAGGGUGUUAUGUCGUGACUGGCCCUGCCCCAGCAUCGGGUAACAGGGAUACAUGAUGACUUUUACUGUUCCCACAGCCUAAGGCCACAAGUGUGAAGAACAAACCAUUCUGCUGUCCAGAACAAGAUGCAGGGAUCUUUAGAGAGGUUACCACCUUGGAAAUAAGAUAUGCUACAUUGAGGCUAACAUAGAAAUAAAGUGAAAGUAAAUGGUUUUGUCACCUCUGGGCUCAAAGAAAGCUUUGUCCUUCCUUCCAGCUUUUCUUUGCUCUUCUCACAAGUAAUCUUAAUGUUGAAGAAAAGUACAGAUGUGGCUUCCUAAAGAUCAUGUCUGACUCCUGGGUAGUGGCUACUUUUCAGUGUCCAUGUACAGCUGAAAUGGGACCAUUCUGUGGCAGCAGUCGCAGACAUGGGGCAAAUAAAUGCCCUAACCCCCUCAGGGCAUCUGUGGCACUGUCCACGUACUAUUUUCUGGGGAUUCUUAUAUCCACAUGUUUCUCUAAGCUGAGGGCUCUCCCUUUUAAUAAGGACUAUAGAAAAACUCUACUGUAUAAAAGGGCUUUAAUCCGUUCUUAAUUAAGUAUUGUCACUUUUAGCACAGUCCAGCUGUUUUUAAGAUACUCUAAACAUAUGUUGUGUUUUUAAUUUGUAGAGCUGUCCCUUGGACUAACAGAUCUAAAAUGCCAAAUAGCCAUCAUUCUCGUCUUCCCUACAAGAGAGAGAGUUCAGUAUCAGUACUAACUCUGUUGCAGCAAUAAAGAGGCUAUUCAUAGAAUUGUGCUGACAUAGAUGGCAAUGCUUAAAAUAAGUGUAAAGAUCCUGAAGGUGACUUUGUCCCUGUGGCAAGGACCUUUUGAAGUCCAAGGUCACAGUCCUGUUCUCUGAUCUGUCUGAGUAGAUCCAUUGGAGCUCCUUGGACCUUAACAGAUGUGCCCAAGUCCUGGUGAAGUCUGUGGUGCUUUUCAGGGAUCUGUUCAGAUGACCCAGAAUGCAGGACAAAAGAUCUGACUCGAUGCUUGAGGAAAAAAGCACUCCUCCUUGUGUAAGGGCUAAUUUUCUGCUAGAUAUUAAGUAUCCAAACUAUUAUUUUUAGCUUUACAACUCAGUUCAGCAACUAGUAGCCACUUGAUAGGAACAAAGUUAAUGUCUUGGGCCAACUUAUGUUACAGAGCUUUACAAAAGCUAAAUCCAGGCUACUUUUAUCAACAGUGCUAUAAAAUGACAAUAAUGUGGUGUCAUUUUUGAGCAAAAUCUCUCAAAAUAUUGUGCAAACUCCAUCUAGCUUGUCUAAACUAACCUUGAAUAAUAAUAGUGGAAAUAGGGCCAAAUAAGCAAGUCUUUAAAAUUUAAACAGGAGAGGUAAUUGAAGGAAAACUAUAUCAGCCAGUCCCUGCAUUGUUUUAAUUUGGCUCUGAUGAGUACUCAAUGUAUUGUCCAGUCAUUAUACAAAUCCCAAACAGUGGAGCUUCCUUCACUUCCCUUGGAAAAUAUUUUUUUAUGCUUUUAGGGUUUUCUUAAUGCAAUCCUAUUACUCCUGAUAACAUCUGUUAUACUGUCCUAAAUAAUGUUUGUCUUCAUAUUUACACCUUCAGAUUACUUGUACACUGAACCCUUAUAGUCAUCGCUUAGCCAAGUCUAAACAUUUAAUGCUUGUAUUCUUUUCUUGUAAAUUGGUUCCAUCAGCUGCUUCCAUUUUUGUUGCUGUUGGUGCUUGUGGUGCUUUAUUGUCAGGGUUGAUGGCCUCUGGGCCAGAUGCAGCCAUUUGGUCCAGCCCCCAGGUGUGGGGCUUUGGCAGCAGUCACAUUCCUGUACUUCUAUGGGUACAAGUGCUGGCUGUAGGUGCUUUCCCCAUGCCACCAUGGGAGAAAAAGUGGGUAUUAGUGCCUGCACAUCUCUGACCUGAACCAGGUCAGUCCAGCCCACAGCCUAAGGUUGCUAACCAGUGCUUUGUUAAUAAAGAGCCAGUACCAAAUAAACACUUCCAGAUGCAUUUGGACCUGAGUCAUGUAGAAGAGUUGUUUCCUUUUUCAGUGAUGCUUUUGUUUUAACAGCCCAAAAUGGUAGACAGCUUCCUGUUGCCUGGAAGUUGCAUUAAGUUGCUGUCCAUCAAACUUCUCAGUCUCUUUUAUUUUACUGCUUCCCAGAUUCCCCUUUUUAUUUUGAAAAUCAUCAGUAUGUUAGCAUUUCUUAAAAUCCAGUACCCCAUCAUUUCCUGUGACCUUUUCCAACAGUUUUCAAGACAUGUAGGUUGCUUGCAGACAUGAAAAACCCCCACAAAAACAUGCUUUACUUUUAACUUGAUGUGCUCCCGUGCCGAGCCCAGCACAUGCCCAAAAGAGGCAGUGUGGUAGUUCAACCUGGCUCUGCAGUGUCUGUUUAGAUUGAGUGCUUUAGUGAAACUUUUUUGCCGCUUUUAUCUAAUAGCUGAUUAAAUCAAAAAGCCCUGCUGAAGCAUCCACUCUACACUGACACUGAAGAGCUGGGUUGAACUAAUGCAUAGCUGCUUCUAGUAAGGUGUGGGGUUUUUUGUUUUUGUUUCACAUCUGCAAGCAGCCAUAGCACAUUCAUUUUUUUUAAGUCCUUUCAUAUCCUAGAAUAUUUGGACGGUCUUAAUUUUUAAAAAAUCCAGUUAGUCCUUCACCUUCUAUUUGUCAAUAGCCAUUUCAGUGUACUGUUUGCCCAUUUCUUCUCUCUUUUCUCUCUUAGUAGUUGUCUUUUCAGAAUGUAGUGACUGCCACUUCACUGGUAGGCUUUAGAGGCUUUACAAGCUCUUCUUCAAUCCUAGAGCAGAUUUUGAUGUUCCUCAGAAAUUGCUUAUAGGAAUCUAGUGUUUCAGACUAUGCUUACUAUGUGUUGAAAUUCUACUGCCUCAGUGGUUGCAAGUCUCCAUUCUCAUAUUCUCAAGGAACUCCUUUCUUUUUGGUGAGCUGGUCAGGGUGGCACAUCUAGCUGAAGGUCUCCACUUUGAGACCUUAAAGCAGACCCUUAACUUAGAGACCACUUUAAAAACCUUUAGAAGUAAAUGUCAAAGCUAAUGAGCAAAAGGGCUAGCUGCAAAGUUUUUUAAAUAUAAGAGUGGACCCUGCUUUGUGAAGCAGUGUGAAACUUUUAUUGGGAUGGGAAGGAGGCAGCAGAGAUAAAAGUGGGUAUAUAAAAAGAAAGAGAAGGCAGUGGCAUUGUUUUCUGGUCCAUUCCCACGUUCCAAUUCCCAAGAGACUUAUUUUACCCUUUUCAUUUAGCUAGUGUCUGACUCCAAGCUUGGUGGGGGGGGGCAGAGAAACACCUAUUGAUGUGUUUUUAUCUUCAUGAAGAUUACAAGCAUCCACACAGAUGAACCUGGUGGGGUGAGUAAGAUUCUAGGGCUAGGCAGUGGUUAAGUCAAAGGCUUUAACCAUGCCUUUGUUUCUUCUCUCGUACUGAAAUUUCUAGUGAAAAAUACCACCGCCUGAAAUGUCUACAAAAUUCUCUAGCCAAAGACUUACCAUGGUGUAGACCAUGGUAGUCGUAUCUUCCCUACCCCACAGUGAAGCAAAUGUCUGAAAUUAUUUGAUACCCAAUUCAAAUUAAAUCUGUAAGUCACCUAAACCAGGGAGGUGAGAGAGUUCUCAAAUGCUAUUAUUAGUGGAAACACCACUUAAUGGAUUAUCAUGUAGAAACCUCUCCACAUUGAUCCUUUCACAUUUGAAAGUGCGCACAUCCCUGUGGCAACAUUGUUAUUGCUUAUGUGGAAAAGUUAGGAAACUAUUACUGUAUUUCUUACUGUCUUGAUGCGACUGAGUAGUUGGAAAAAGGGGAGGCUAUCACAAUGUAAUUAGCCUGAGAAUCUUUCUUUAAGAAAUGAUGCAUGCAAGACAGAUGGUGAAUGAGAAAUAUAGCCACUCCACCUCAAACAGGCAAGAAAUCUAGAACUGAUAUCUUGAACCCUUCUUUAGCUUGAACCAAAGGAUUGCCAUCAGGGUAGAGAUUGUCCAGAGAAGAAUUUAAGGAUACCACUUUUUUUCAUGGAUUUGAGAACAGUCCAACCUGGAUUUGUUUUCAAUUACUCAGGAGCCUGAUUGAGAGUGUUUGUUUAUUAUCAAACAGCAAACAAAAACAGGUGAAUUUAACUGACCACUUGAAGAAUUCUGUUGAGCACAUACAACUGCAAAAUCAUUGUUAUAUAGUCCCAGCAAUUAUAAACAUUGCAGAUACAGGAAGGUAAAGUUUGAAGUAUUCUGAAGAGAGCAAGAAAGCUGGAUUCACCACUGCUUUGCACCUAUGGUAGCGAUUUGGGGCUAGAAUCAGUCUCUGGUUCAGUGACAUUGUUUAGUGCAGAACAUGUGGGAGAGAAGGUACUUGUAUGUUGUUUGGGUCCUGAGGCCAUCUGGGAUCAAAAUAGGGUUUAAUUAAUACUUGGUCCCAAAAGACUAUCCAGUGGCUAGAAAAAAUACAGACUGCAGAGAUGUUCUGGCCAUGCCCAAUUUCCUGCAGAACCGGGGUCCAACAAGUGGGGCUGAAAAGGUGCUAGUUAGGUCUCUACCUUUCUAGUGGAUUUCCCUUAUCACCCAAAUACCCAGCUGUGUUGUCACACCAGGGCCUCAGCUGUACAUGGGAAGUGCUGUAAAACACUGUUUCCUUUGAGUAGAGAAUCCUUGCACAUUGUUACACUCACUUUGAAUAGAUGUACAGGAUUGUGCAAAGCAACAAAGAGUUCGGAUCUGUAAAAUUCAGUGCGCAGAAAGGAAACCAGCACCCCUCAGAAUAACAUGAACUUGGAGAAAUGAGAGGGUGUUGUACCUCUCUAGAUUUUUAUUAAGUUGCUGGUUCCGUGAUAUUGUGGUGCAUAUUGCAUUACUAUUCCACUAGCAAAAAAUUCACAAAAAUAAUAAUUAAACACUUCUAUGUUCAUUUGCAACUACUGCUCAAUUUUGUAUGGUAAAGGGAAAUGCAGAAGUUUUAGAUCAAGGCAAUACAGCACUUAUCUGUGUUCCACAAACGUGUCCCAUUAGGCAGCAGUCAGUUUCCCUGUGAGUAAGCACUAAUGCCCAGGGAUUCCAAUUUUUAAAUUAACUUCCUUUUACAUAUAGAAAGGAGCAAAUGUUGUAAUUUUUUGAUCAACUCCUUGCAACCUUUAUAUUUUCACAUCUUGCCACUUUACACUAGCUGGAUAUACAGCCCAGAGUGUUUUUCAUGUUGGAGCCAGUUUUUCUGUUCACUUGCAUAAAUGCAGCAUUAUAAACUCAGUAUUUGAUGUUGAUGCUAAACAUAGGGGAUUUGUUUUCUUUCUCCAGGUUCCUAGUAUUGGUUAUCUCUAAUUCCUUCCUCUGCUACCCACACCCAUGCCUUCUUCCACACUUUUCACUCAAGGUCCUUUUAUCCUGCAUACCUGAAUGUAGUGCAGGCAGAGAGCAUUCAAAAGUCCAUUGAAAUGUCUGAUCAAUUAGAAAGGGGCUUUUGAUUUGUAUGUACCCCACUUGAACUAGGAAGACCAAGCUAAAGGAAGGGAUGAUAAUAAUAAACAUCAAGUAUCUAUUGGUAAGAUCUUACACCUGCUGUAUUUUUGGUACAAAUUGGAAUCAUCUGCUAUAUGGGUGUCUUAAGACUGUCUAGUACCCACAGGGAAGAAUAAACUGGAUAUGCAGUUCAUUUUUAUGUUUGUCAGGGUGCUAGUAAACAUGUGAAACUCGAUGGUGCAGUAUACUUACUUAGAAUGUGGGGUUUAAAACAUUCCCUUAUGAAGGUGUAAAUGCCAGGGUUUUUUUUCCAGAUUUCCACUUUUAUUAUGGAAGCCAUUUAGCAUGUCACCUGCACCUGUCCUCUUGGCAGAUCAAGUCUUGCACUACAAUUGAGUAAUGGAAUCUCCUGUAGGAAGGCUUAAAAUCCUAGUACCUUUUUUGUGAAACCUAAAUUGCUUCAAUUCAAAAUCUCUGCUAUGGGUUUACUAAAAGAUAACCUUUGAAAAUAUCUUCCUUUUAAUAUCCAAUGCUGUAGCUUUUAAACUUUUGAUUAAAAGCAUAUUGGCUAAUGUCUUCUGUGCUGCAAUAAUACUGGGAUUGCUUUGAGCUAUUUUUAGCCUAUAUUACGCAUGUGAAGAAAAAGUUUUGCUCUUUGUAAAUUAUGAAAGCAAAUAAACUGUGUAAUCUGUUGUCUCCAAAGCCAGCACUAGCUGGUGUGAGCAAGAGGUCAGUAGAUAUCCCUGCAUUUUUUAAAUGCAUUCACUGGACACUAGCAUGAGAACACAGGCUUGCAUUUGGGUAGAUUAGGAUAGUCACAAGGCAACCUUGAUGGUGUAUAUUUUCCCUGCUAAAUAAUAUUAAUUUUGUUCAGUUCUUGGUUUAAGCUUUAAUAAAGCUUCUGUAGUAAAGACAAGUUAGAAGAAGAUGAACCAUUUCACCAUUAAGUCAGCAGCUUCUUCAGUGUUGUGCAAGCUGCACAACCCCUUCCUCCCAGCCAGUUGGGAGCUGCCAAAGCAGAGCUGGAAGGAGGCCUAGGUGUUACCUGGUGUUUGAGUUAUUCUUGAUUUAUCAAAAGGCACAUGACAUUCAAUUGUUUAAAUCGUUGAAAAACCAGUGACCUGGCAAACAGUGCGCCUGGCACAGGUGCUCAUGUGCUGAAAAAUGGGACAAUAAUAACAAAAAGGCAAGAUCACAAAUGUAGUAAUUUUGUGUGAAGGUUGAUUCUCUUUAGGAACAUAGGGAUUGUCAUAGCAACAGACCCAGUGGCUUAUCUAAUCCAGUACCCCACCUGUGAUAGUGGCUAGUAUUGCAUGCUUUAGCAGGAGAGGUACAAAAUAUUGUAGUGGCAAGCACAAAAUAAAGGGAAUACCUCCUUAUCUACUUCCCUUAGGUAGUGGUUGGCCUCUACCUUGAAAAGAAGGCAAGGGGGUGCCUCAGAUGUCCACACAAGCAUCCAGUCAAUUCUAUAUUGUGUUUUUUGUUGGGGGGUUUUUUGUUUAUUUUUGCUGUUUUUAAAGUGCUCUAAUACACUGUAAUGGAAAAUUCUACCUCUGGAAAAUGUACUGGUUUGUCCUGGAUGGGUAUUGAUUGUCCUGCUCUACCUACCUCUUCUCCCCCAUGGACAUAGGAUGUUGGUCUUUAUAUAUAAUUUACCUGGUAUUACAGUCAAACUUUGUUGUUUUUGUCAUUCCCAGGAUCAACUCCCAGUAUCCGUUCUAUAGACAGUCUAUUUGUCCCCUUUUUGUUGCCUGUUACAGCAAGUAAUUUGCAUGAAAAUUUGCACACAAUUAGCAUCUCAACCAAUUGGUAGUUUCCUUCAGACCUCUAGGAUGCAUACCAGCAGGUCCUACUGCCUAGCUACACAUGAAGUUAACCAUUUGUAUGCCAGUCUGACAGUGUUUCACUUUUGUUACCAGCAAACAGUGAGGCCAAGCUAAGCAUCUGCCUGGGAUCUGAGGUGGUAAAGAGUAGUUCACUGCUUUUCUACAAUGCCCUUAUUCCUCAACUUUUAGUAGACUCGUUGAGCUUCAGGCUAGAAGAGACCAUAAAAUGAACUAGCCUGACACUCCAGGCCAUGAAAUUUAACUCAAGUUGCCAUUGCACUGAGCCCAGUAACGUGUGUGCGGUCCAUUCUCCAUUUACUCCCAUGUUGUGUCUCAAGACUUCCUGCUUCUGAGGUGCUUAAAAAACACCACUUUGUUGGGUAGAUCUUUGGUUGCGUUUCCAAUUCCUCCUUAACCCUCCUAAUUCCCAGCUGAUUUUUAGCUGCCAUUGUUUACCAUCCUUCCUAUGAACUUCAUUUGGGCUUUUCAAAUGAUACCUGCUUAAAGUAAAAUGAAGCUUUAGCUCUUGCUGUUCUACCUGGCUCUCUUUCCUUUGCCAUCCUGUUUCUUUCUUGGGAGCAGGGGGGAGAGGGAUGGGUGAGCUGCUUCUUGUGACUGACAAAAGGCUGAUUCAGGUUGCACCAAGUCAAAGCUAUUUUAAUGUUCUUGUCAGGGUUGUCCUGACUUGGCAUCCUCAUUUUUUAUUUAAACUCCCCCUUCUACAUUUUCUGUUGUUUGAUGCAAGGCCUCCCCUAGGAAUGUUGGGCUUAAUUACAUUGUUCUGGAUUGUUAAUAACUUGCAUGAUACUUAAGACUAUGCUGAGUACAGCUUCCCACGUUUCAAUUUUUUUUUCUUCAUGAAGAAAUUAAGUGUGCAUAUUGCUCCUCUAAAUUACAUCCCAUCUGCCAUUUGGCCAAUUUAUAUGCAGGUAGUCAAAGCUCUCCUCAUCAGUAUUAUUUUUACUAGGCGUUGUCCCUCUGUAUUAUUUUCCCUCAUUUGUGUACUCUGGUCCACUGAAAGCAAUGGAUUAGAUUCCUUAUGAACUUGAAUGGCAUAUAGAUCAGAACUUCAGUAUUACUUCAUGAUCUGGAGGCUAGUGUUCAUAACUGCAAGUACUUGUGUUACUCUGUUAUUUGGAAUUUCUUUCUAUACCGAUUCUGCCGAAUGGUUUUUCUUCACUCAUGGUCUAGCUUGGUAAUGUUUCUAUGGAGUUUUCUAGGGAUAGCAUGGCUACUUCACUUCUUCUAGUCUCUCUUGAGUGUGUCCCACUACUUUGUUUUCAUUGCACCAUUUUUUAGUAAUGCCUCGUUUUGCUUUUAAGCUGUCGUCCAUUGUUACAUGGACACAUCCAGUCUUUAUUUUGAUCCUUAGGUCAUUCUUUAGUCAAUACCUUUCUCUAGCACACUUAUUCUUCAGUAAUAUAUCUCAGCUUGUCCCUUUCCAAGUUCAGCUAGAAUAUCUGCCCUACCCUUCAGUGCAAGAUGAUAUGGAGUAACUCGAAUUGCUUACAUUCCUACCAGAAGUCUCUGUCCAACAUGUCUUUUCUUACGUUUAAGGGUUUUUCCAUCUACAGAUACGUUCUCUCCAACUGAGCAUUCAAAAACUUAUCCUUCAUAGUCAAGGAUGUUACGCACAAACCAAAGUAGUACAUGUUUAUUUACAGGAUGGAAGUAUAAAACCAUUGUUAAAAUAUAGCUUUUAGUUUGGCCAUGCAUGAAAAAGGUGUUUGAGUUCAGAGUAAACAGAUUCAAGACAAAAAUGUCCUUGUCUGGCUGUGUGAAUUUAGAGUGAAAUGUAGCAUUGCAUCCUGUACAUUUACAUUAAAUGUGUUUCUAGCUGCCUUCA
This is a messenger RNA of Alligator mississippiensis (American alligator), 20949 nucleotides long. RefSeq names its product ubiquitin specific peptidase 9 X-linked (gene USP9X). The record is from RefSeq and is a predicted model, not a curated record. Bases 265 to 7923 code for a protein of 2552 amino acids. The transcript has 45 exons. Gene Ontology annotation, molecular function: cysteine-type endopeptidase activity; cysteine-type deubiquitinase activity. Gene Ontology annotation, cellular component: cytosol; nucleus. NCBI's taxonomy places the organism in Eukaryota, Metazoa, Chordata, Crocodylia, Alligatoridae. Gene Ontology annotation, biological process: protein deubiquitination; cell migration.